Molecule: messenger RNA, 1853 nt
Organism: Micromonas pusilla CCMP1545
Lineage: Eukaryota; Viridiplantae; Chlorophyta; Mamiellophyceae; Mamiellales; Mamiellaceae
Gene: DLDH2-GCSL2
Product: dihydrolipoyl dehydrogenase
Exons: 2
Coding region: 51-1748 (565 amino acids)
Molecular function (GO): dihydrolipoyl dehydrogenase (NADH) activity; flavin adenine dinucleotide binding
Source: RefSeq, a predicted model, not a curated record
CGCGAAGCGACCGCCCCGGUCCUUCCCGCACACACAUCACGCGCGCGAGGAUGUUCACGAUGACCUCCACGUCCAUCGCCGGCGCGCCGCGCGCCGUCGGCGCGCGCGCGGCCGUUUCCCGGAAGACCGCCGCGAGCGCGACGACGACGACGACGACGACGACGACGCAUCGACGCGCGUCCUCGGCCGCGCCCGCGACCGUCCGCGCGCGCGCGUCCUCCUUCAACGGCGCGCCCGUGAUGUCCAUCAGCCGCCGCGGCGCGAUCUCCGCGAAGGGCCCGCGCUCCCGCGCCCCCGCGUUCGUCGCAUUCGCCGCCGCGAAGGGAGAGUACGACUACGACCUCGUCAUCAUCGGCGCGGGCGUCGGCGGCCACGGCGCGGCGCUGCACGCGGUGGAGUGCGGCCUGAAGACGGCGAUCAUCGAGGGCGACGUCAUCGGUGGGACGUGCGUGAACCGCGGGUGCGUGCCGUCGAAGGCGCUCCUCGCCGCGUCCGGACGCGUGAGAGACAUGAAAAACGCGGAUCACCUCAAGAUGCUCGGGAUCGAGGUGGACGACGUGCGGUUCGAUCGCCAGGGCAUCGCGGAUCACGCCACGGGACUCGCGACAAACAUUCGCAACAACCUGACCAACUCGAUGAAAGGCCUCGGCGUGGACAUCCUCCUCGGCGCGGCGACGCUGAGGGAUAACCACACCAUCUCGUACAGCAAUAAGAAGUGCACGGCGAAGAACAUAAUCAUCGCCACCGGCUCGACGCCGUUCGUCCCGCCCGGGAUCGAGAUCGACGGGAAGACAGUCUUCACGUCGGACGACGCGCUCAAGCUCGACUGGAUCCCGCCGUGGGUCGCGAUCAUCGGGUCCGGGUACAUCGGGCUCGAGUUCUCGGACGUGUACACCGCGCUCGGGUCGGACGUGACGUUCAUCGAAGCGAUGCCGAAGAUCAUGCCGGGGUUCGACGCGGAGAUCGGCAAGCAGGCGGAGCGCAUCUUGAUUCAGCCGCGUAACAUCGACUACGUCACCGACGUCCUCGCGACCAAGGUGACCCCGGGGAUCCCCGGUGAAAAGCCGGUGACGAUCGAGCUGAGCGACUUCAAGACCAGGGAGGUCGUGGACCAGAUGGAGGUGGACGCGUGCCUCGUCGCGACGGGCCGCGCGCCGUACACCGAAGGUCUCAACCUCGAGGCGAUCUCCGUCGAGACGCAGAGAGGGUUCGUCCCCGUGAACGAGAAGAUGCAAGUGCUGGAUAAGGACGGCGGCGUCGUCGAGGGCGUGUGGUGCAUCGGCGACGCGAACGGGAAGAUGAUGCUCGCGCACGCGGCGUCCGCGCAGGGGAUCGCCGCGAUCGAGUGCAUGCAGGGUCGGGACAGGGUGUUGAACCACAACUCCGUCCCGGCGGCGUGCUUCACGCACCCGGAGGUGUCCUUCGUCGGUCUCACCGAGGAACAGGCGCGGGACAAGGCGAAGGAGGAGGGGUUCGAGAUCACGGUGAAGAAGACGUCGUUCAAGGCGAACUCGAAGGCGUUGGCGGAGAAAGAGGCGGACGGCAUGGCGAAGCUCAUCUACCGCUCGGACACCCAGGAGAUUCUCGGGAUGUGGAUCAUGGGCUUGCACGCGGCGGAUCUCAUUCACGAGGCGUCCAACGCGAUCAACAAUGGGAUGAAGGCGACGGACCUCAAGUUCGCGGUCCACGCGCACCCGACGUUAGCGGAGGUCGUGGACGAGGUGUUCAAGCAGGUGGAGCACGCGUGAGUGAAGCGACGGGCGGACGGACGGACGUUCGGACGGAUCGUCGGGGACGUCGACGAGGCGCGACGACGGCGGUGUGAAAUAUUAAACUUCGAAACCAAAUUCUUU